This is a messenger RNA of Dermacentor silvarum, 513 nucleotides long. Its product is annotated as major centromere autoantigen B. The record is from RefSeq and is a predicted model, not a curated record. Gene Ontology annotation, molecular function: DNA binding. Bases 1 to 513 code for a protein of 170 amino acids. NCBI's taxonomy places the organism in Eukaryota, Metazoa, Arthropoda, Arachnida, Ixodida, Ixodidae. The transcript has a single exon.
AUGGCGUCAAGGAAGCGCAAGCCUUUGUCGAUUAAGGACAAGCUGAAUAUCCUAGCGGCUGUCGAUAGGAACCCGAAGAGGAAGCGAAUCGACAUAGCAAACGAACUUGGACUGCCAGCGGCUACUGUGAAUACCGUUGUGUCGAAGCGGAAAGGGAUCGAGACGAACGCCAUGGCAUUCAGCGGCGCAACAAAACAAGCUUGUGAAGCCCAUCAUGGGGAGCUGGAGGAGGCGCUAUUGAAGUGGUUUAAACAAGCGCGGGCCUCUGGAGUUAACUUCAACGGCAGCGUGCUUAAGGAGAAAGCCCUCGAAGUUGUCGAUGCUCUUGGGAUUGACGACUUCACCACCUCCAAUGGGUGGAUAAGUCGCUUUCGAGCUAGGCAUGGCAUCGCCUACCGGCAGGUGAAUGGGGAGGCAGCAAGCGUGAAUCUGGCCGACGUCGAUAAGUGGUUAUCGCUGCUCCCCACCAUAAUUAUUUUCAUCCACGCGACGUUUACAACGCGGAUGAACUAG